AUGGCGGGACAAGAGGAUCCGGUGCAGUGGGAGAUUCACGAGGACUGGGCGAACCGGGAGUACAUUGAGGUCAUCACCAGCAGCAUCAAGAAAAUCGCAAACUUUCUCAACUCAUUCGAUAUGUCUUGUCGCUCAAGACUCGCAACAAUAAACGAGAAACUGACAGCUCUUGAACGGAGAAUAGAGUACAUACAAACCAGGGUGACAAAAGGUGAAACCCUCACCUAGGACUGUGCCAGGCUGCUGCUGGGAAGCUUACUCUUACAGCAGGCAGCCUCUCGUGGGAAAGGCCCCAGCAGCCUUCAACUCCUUCCU
This is a messenger RNA of Budorcas taxicolor (takin), 315 nucleotides long. RefSeq names its product probable protein BRICK1. Gene Ontology annotation, biological process: cell motility; regulation of actin polymerization or depolymerization; actin filament organization. Gene Ontology annotation, cellular component: SCAR complex. Bases 1 to 228 code for a protein of 75 amino acids. The record is from RefSeq and is a predicted model, not a curated record. The transcript has a single exon. NCBI's taxonomy places the organism in Eukaryota, Metazoa, Chordata, Mammalia, Artiodactyla, Bovidae. Gene Ontology annotation, molecular function: protein-containing complex binding.